Strigops habroptila (Kakapo) is the source of this 6447-nucleotide messenger RNA. It is a transcript of the gene DGCR8, whose product is annotated as DGCR8 microprocessor complex subunit. Gene Ontology annotation, cellular component: microprocessor complex. Gene Ontology annotation, biological process: primary miRNA processing. The transcript is spliced from 14 exons. NCBI's taxonomy places the organism in Eukaryota, Metazoa, Chordata, Aves, Psittaciformes, Psittacidae. Bases 409 to 2736 code for a protein of 775 amino acids. The record is from RefSeq and is a predicted model, not a curated record. Gene Ontology annotation, molecular function: double-stranded RNA binding; primary miRNA binding; heme binding.
GGCUUCGAGCAGGCGUUUAAAGAUGGCGGCCGCGGCGCGGGGCGGGGGAUGGUUUUCCUGAGGCGGCCGAGCUCGCCCCCCGCCACCCCGGACUCGCGGAGCAGCGGCAGGGACACGGGGAUGGCUCAGGUUGAAAGAGGAAAGGGAGAGCUGCUUGUCCAAUGAAGAUGCAGUCUUAGUCUUCAGCUAUUUAAGCUGAAUGCAUUGUGAUUUCCAAUAAUUGAGACAGUGAUUCUGAAAGCUGUCUACAUUAAUGAAAAGAACAAUGUAGUCAGCUUAACUGAAUCAUCAGUGUUGCAUAUUGACUAGAACAUGAUAAACCAAUCUUGAUGGACUUAUGCAUGUUAGGAAUAUAGAUACAAACAUUUAUUAAAGCAUUGUGUUUUUUAAAAACAGUAGUUUUAAAAAAUGGAGAAAUAUGAAAAUGUACCACCCCUCCCUAAAGAACCUGCAAGAGAAAUGAAUGUGGAGAAUCACACUUGUCCCCCACCUCUGCCGCCUAACGAACAGCCUCCACCACCUCCCCUGCAAACGUCCAGUGACGCAGAGGUAAUGGACGUUGGCUCUGGUGGUGAUGGACAGUCAGAUACCCCUGCUGGGGACACGCACAGUAUCUGCAGAACACAGCUUCUCACAAAGGGAUCUGCCUGCUACAAAAGUCGUCUUAUAGUAGACCCUAACAAUAGUGACCAAAGCCCAAGAACUGCUCGUCAUGCACCGUCAGUUCGAAAGUUCACCCCAGAUCUUAAGUUACUUAAAGAUGUAAAAAUUAGCGUUAGCUUUACAGAAAGCUGCAAAAGCAAAGAUAGGAAAGUUCUGUACACUGGAGUUGAGCAGGAUUAUAAGGCAGAUACAGAUUUUGGUAUUAAUAAUGUCAACGGGGAUUUGCAUGUGUGUCCUUUCGGUGGUAGUAAUGGUAAAGCUGUAGGAACAGGGGGUGAAAAUGAUGACAAGAAGGAUGAUGAAAAUGAUAUUGAUCAGGAAAAGAGAGUAGAAUAUGCAGUUCUGGAUGAGCUAGAAGAUUUUACCGACAAUUUGAUGGAAAUAGAUGAAGAAGGAGGAGGGUUCACAUCUAAAGCAAUCGUUCAAAGAGAUAAAGUGGAUGAAGAAACCUUGAAUUACUCGUACGAGGAUGACUUUGAUAAUGAUGUGGAUGCUCUGCUGGAAGAGGGUCUUCGAGCACCCAAAACAAGGAGACUAGAAAAUGAGAAAUAUGCUGGUGAAAGUGAUCACCAGUCUGAUGGAGAAACAAGUGUGCAGCCAAUGAUGACCAAAAUUAAAACUGUACUUAAAAGUCGUGGCCGCCCUCCUACAGAACCUUUGCCAGAUGGAUGGAUCAUGACAUUCCAUAACUCGGGCAUUCCUGUAUAUCUGCACAGGGAAUCUAGAGUUGUUACCUGGUCUAGACCUUAUUUCUUGGGAACAGGAAGCAUAAGGAAACAUGAUCCUCCCCUUACUAGCAUUCCCUGCUUUCAUUACAAAAAAAUGAAGGAAAAUGAGGAAAGGGAACAAAACAAUGACAUAACCCCAAAUGGGGAAGUAUCACCUGUAAAGCAUCUAGAUAAAUCUUCAGAACUGGACUGCCAAACAGAAGAACCGGAUUCCACUGCUGCUGACUCUGGGCCUUUAGAUGAGAAAGACCCCACAGGGGGAGAUGCAGCACAAGGAGCCUUAGGACAAGUUAAGGCCAAAGUUGAAGUAUGUAAAGAUGAAUCUGUAGAUCUGGAAGAUUUUAGACGCUAUCUUGAAAAGCGUUUUGACUUUGAACAAGUUACUGUAAAAAAGUUCAGAACCUGGGCUGAGAGACGGCAAUUCAACCGCGAGAUGAAGCGCAAACAGGCAGAAUCCGAGCGGCCCAUUCUGCCUGCCAACCAGAAACUCAUUACCUUGUCUGUGCAAGAUGCACCUACAAAGAAAGAAUUUGUCAUUAAUCCCAAUGGGAAGUCUGAAGUUUGCAUACUGCACGAAUAUAUGCAACGAGUCCUAAAGGUUCGCCCUGUUUACAAUUUCUUCGAAUGUGAGAACCCAAGUGAACCUUUUGGAGCCUCAGUGAUUAUUGAUGGAGUUACUUACGGGGCAGGAACUGCCAGCAGCAAAAAACUUGCCAAGAAUAAAGCUGCUCGAGCUACACUGGAAAUCCUUAUUCCUGACUUUGUUAAACAGACCUCUGAGGAGAAGCCCAAAGACAGUGAAGAACUUGAGUAUUUUAACCAUAUCAGUAUUGAGGACUCACGGGUAUAUGAACUCACCAGUAAAGCUGGACUGUUGUCUCCAUAUCAGAUUCUCCAUGAGUGCCUUAAAAGAAACCACGGAAUGGGUGACACAACCAUAAAGUUUGAAGUGAUUCCUGGUAAAAAUCAGAAGAGUGAAUAUGUCAUGACUUGUGGCAAGCACACGGUGCGAGGCUGGUGCAAAAACAAGAGAGUGGGGAAACAACUAGCUUCUCAGAAAAUCCUACAGCUACUGCAUCCACAUGUGAAGAAUUGGGGCUCUCUCCUGCGUAUGUAUGGGAGAGAGAACAGCAAGAUGGUUAAACAGGAAACCUCUGAUAAAAGUGUGAUAGAGCUUCAGCAGUAUGCCAAAAAGAACAAGCCAAAUCUGCACAUCCUGAACAAGUUGCAGGAAGAAAUGAAAAAACUGGCACAAGAAAGAGAGGAAACCCGAAAGAAACCCAAGAUGACAAUAGUGGAGUCGGCUCAGCCUGCUAGUGAACCUCUCUGUACUGUUGAUGUCUAAUGAGAAAACUUACAAGUGGGGAGCAAUAACAAAUGGAGGAACUAGAUUUUCAACAAUUAUUUAAAAAUUGUUUGCUGCAGAAUGCAAGAUAACUUUUAAAAUCCAAGCUGCUUCAGUUAUGCAUUGUUCUUUUUGCAUCAUCAGGGCAAUAUUACUUUUUCCUAUUUUCUUUUCUCUUUUUUUUUUUUUCCUUGUUUUAAUACCUCUUAUACACGUACGUUUAAAGGAUUGAUCAUAAAGAUCUCUACUUGGGCAAAUGCACAGAGGACAGGCAUGUUCACACAGGAUGAAAUCAAUCAAGCACUUUUUCCUGCAAAGCCAUCCAUGUUGUUUGAAGUGGAUGUGUUUUUAAGGAUGAAAUUCAGAAUAUCUAUGUACAGGUUGAAGCUGAUAUUAUAUAUAUACACACAUUCAUAUAUAUGUAUAUAUAAAAGAAAUAUAUGUACACCUUCUUGUAUGAACAUGCCUAAAAGUAUUUUUGUGAAAAGUUUUGUUGCAUUUCAGCACAUAAUAAUAUGCACUGAUAAGACACUUUGGUGACAAAUACAUGAAAGUGAUGAGCAAUGUUCCUAAUGCCAUAGGAUUAGGCCAGUAACGCUGUUUCUUUCUGGUUUGUUUUUUGUCUCCUGCCAGGCUUAGUUAUUUGAGAUCACAGUAUGCAGACUUUUGAUUACUUGAACAGAACAAGUAUACCUGGUAGUGUUAAAAGCAACAGGCUGGAUAUCCAAAAUUACUGGGGUUUAGCUGUGUUAGUUUACAGAUCAGUUGAAAGGGGGGAAAAUAUGGCCCUAUUUAUUUGAUGAAAAGAACUGUAAUUUGAAAGGCUGUUUUCAAAGCUUGGAGCCAAAACGCAGCUGAUGGUGGUUGACAGUCUGAAAUAUUUUGCCAAUGGUGUGUUUAAAGACCUUCCGCUUCCUUCUCCCAGCAAUAAAAUAACUUCUCAUUUGUUUGGUGUCAGAAUCCAUCUGACUUGAUCAACUAAGUCUUAAUUUGCACCAUAAAAGCAAAGCAUUAAAAAACCACAACCCUAAGAAACCUGAAGUAACUGCAGCAAUUUAGGGGGUUUUAAGAAUGUUUGGUUUUACUUUUUUAAUGACACUUUUAGUUUUUAAAGAAAAAGUGUAACUUCAGCAAUGAAAAUUAGAAUGUAGAUUUGGCAUAUGACAUAGAAUAAUGAGUAGAAUGAGACCAUGACAAGUUAUACUGAUAAGUAAGAAAAUCACAAAUAUGCAACUAUUUUAAAACACAAUCUUGGAAACCAGGCAGUACUCACGAUGUCAUCUGAGGCUUUAAGUGAAGCACAGAAACUGUUGAGGCUGUAGUGAAAGCACUGGGCUGUGGGUUUCGUUCUUCCUAUGAGGAUCUUUACUGGGUGGUUGCAGUAAUCUUGUCUUGGAACCAUUUCUGUGGGUUCUUUGCUUCGUUCCUAAAGAAGAGAGUGAAAACCAAGGUGGUGGUAGGGCUUCGGGGGUGGCCGAGGGUUGUACUGCUGCAUUUCAUCCUCUUCUUAGGAGAGGGAGAGCUCAGUUGGGUACAGUUGCUGUAGCUCCUGGUACGUACCUGGACAGUGAUCUGGGGGCUGGAGGGGAGGGGGUUGUUUGGGGUUUUGGUUGUUUUUGUGUUUUUACCAUGUUACAUAGAGUGCUGCAGUAUGAACUUAGUGCCUACUGGAUUUUAACAAUAUUGGCAUCAGUAUUGUAAGAACUCCUUUUAAUAUCACCUGUUAUUUUGGAAAUACAUAGAUUUUAAUUUAUAGCUCUAAUAUUAGAUAAUAUGUCGCAUAGAAUGUUUGAAGCUAAACAGGAGGAAUCUUGGAGUCUUACCCAUUUUUGUGUUUGAGUGAUGUGCUUGGAGGUCUCUGCAAAUAGCAAUUCACCCAUUUUAUAUUACUAUAUUUAGCUUUUCAGUUUCACAAGUUGUAAUCCUGCUGUGACAGGAUACGGGUAGUUGGAAGACUAUACAUAAACUAUUAUUUAAAGAAGUGGCCUAUCUAAAAAGACAAAAGCAAAAAACCACUGCCUCUGCUUUUUUUUGUAUAGCUUUAAUAAAUCUCCAUCUUCUGAAGGGUAUAUAAUAUUGGUGCAGUAGUGACAAGCAGUGAUUACUGUUUGUCUGGUUUUAGUUUGGUUUUUUGUUUUCUUUUCAUAAAGACAGGGCUUCUAUCUCCUAUGCCUAACUGUAGUACUCUUUUAGGUAGGUUUUACUUCAGCUUAUGUGUUUUCAGCAGAAAAAUCUGUACUUGGAUGGCACUGUAAAAGACAAAUCACCCUUGUAGAUCUCUUUAUUUUUCUGGUACCAGAAUGUCAAUACAUUUGCAGGUCACCUGCAGAAUAUCCACAGAUGCCUCACAAAUUUCUUUUCAUUAUUUUUAAGAGGAUUGCUGUAUUACCUCAGUCUGCCACUAUCAGAAUCACAAGGUGACCAUUGCCCUUAACUAAAACAUCCAGAGAUUUCAUUGUGAACCAAAGCCUAGAACGUAUAUUAUGCAUUCUAAACAAAAACAAACAAAAAAAGAUGGUAUUAGACCUUGCUGCAGCCUUUAACUGGAGAGAUGUCCAGAAAAUAGCGCAAUAACUGCUGGAACAAACAACUUAACUGCUGUUUAUGUCAUUGUGAAGUAUUCUUGUGUUUUAAUGUUUACUAUUGUUUGGAGUGUAACAGUCUUGCAUUUGCACAUAAGCACGAGCUGCUGUGAUAGAGGAUAGAUCAUUGCAUUAACUUCAGCUUCUGCAUGAACACUUACAGUGUGAUUCAAGAUGUAUCCUGAACUUGUCGUGUAACUCUUGUGUGUUUUCUAGGUAAUCGGCUGUAAAGGUUUAGAUCUUGACUGUACGAAUGCAUAAAACAACUGCUGCUUUUGUCACUGAUCUUUGUUAUUUAUCCCUUCUAUAGCCAGAGGAGGAUGGGUAUUUUUAUAGGGAUGGAGUGUAUUUUUAAGAACUGUUCCGUCCUUUGGGACUUGGACAGUUUGUGCUUUGCAUAUUAUGUGCUUCUUGACAAAAGUGUGGUAUGUUGACUUAAGGAUUAGUGUGCAUUCAAAUCUUUAUGGUACUGAUGGAAAACUUACUGUGACUUCCAAUUAAUAGUCAGAUGCUACCUAUUUAAACACCAGGCAUCCAGCUCUUUCUUCCAUAUUUAUUAAACUAAACUGAUGAAGUAGUUGGGUACUCAGAAGUUUGGAAAGACUAUUAUGCAUAAACUUAACUGUUGUAUGUAAACUUCCACUUUCCUGUGAUGCUGUUAGGCUUUAUACAAAACUUACAUGUAACAUCCAAGUAUUUAAAAAGCAUCAUGAACAUCUUACUAACUCUCUAGACUGUACUUUGGUUCGGGAGUAAAAUUCAGGGAGCGACAGCCUCCUUGCUUUGCCUGGAACGAAACGUGAAGUGCAAGAAGCCAUUCUGUUGUUAACCAAAUAAAAUCAUCAGUUACAGUAUUCUGAUGCAUAUCGGAGAAAAUGAAACCACCACCAACCUGGAAUUCAUUCCUAUUGCCCAAGUAGGUGACGAUGGUUGCGGUCUGAGUCGCGCUGCGUGCAGCUGCUUGAUGCCCGUGCUGAAUUGGUACAACUAUAAAGCCUCACUGUCACUGAGCCUCUGCUUGCUUUUUUUUCUGCACAAUCAUAUAAUCCUCUGUGUUUGGUCUUUGAGUACUACAUGUGUAUUUUUCAGACAAUUAGUUUUGAGCAAUAAAGUUUGAUAUUAUAAAAUG